Messenger RNA from Adineta ricciae, 954 nucleotides. Lineage: Eukaryota; Metazoa; Rotifera; Eurotatoria; Adinetida; Adinetidae. The record is from the annotation of a GenBank genome assembly.
AUGACGCUUUGCCGAGUAGUUCGCCCAUGUUUUCAAACAUUAAAACGUGGGAAAAGUAUCUCAUCGUUGUCCGACUAUCGAGAUCGCUCAUUUUACAAAUAUUUUAUUGAUAUUCAAACGAGAUGGCGGGACAACGAUAUAUAUGGCCAUGUGAAUAAUGUGGUUUAUGGCGAAUGGAUUGACACUAUUGUGAAUAAAUAUUUGAUUGAAAGAUGUUCAUUAGAACCGUUACAGUCGCCAUCAAUCGGCUUUGUUGUGUCUUCCUAUUGUCAAUACUUUUCGCCAACAUCGUAUCCUUCGAUAAUAUCCGCUGGUUUAUUGAUAAAAAAGAUUGGAAAAUCAUCGGUUGAUUAUCAAGUGGGAAUAUUUGAAGAUAAUCAAGCUUUGAAAGCUGCUGCUAUGGCUCCUAUUGCUGAAACGAAAAUUGUUCUUGCGGAAGGAUAUGCAUGGAUAUUAUUGGAAGCUGUCAUCAUAUGUAUUCAUAUGUUGAUCACUGGUAUGACAAUGGCUUCAGUACGAAAACGAUUCUUUUCAAAAGAAUUCUACGAAAAACAUUUUCCUCAAUAUAAACAAUUGGGAAAGGUAAUGAAACCAGAUGGCGGUUAUCCUGAUGAUGGGCAAGGUAGAUUAGCAGACAAAUUGAGCGACGAAGAUUGGUUUACUUUCAAUAAUUAUCGACGAGCACAUAUGAACUAUCUCGAGGGCGGCUUUGCUGUUAUUGUACCAUUGUUAAUAUCUGGUCUUUCAUAUACACGUGUCGCAUUUAUUGCUGGACUAGUUUACAUCGUUGCACGUGAAAUCUAUUCGCAAGGUUAUCGCCGAUCAGGUUCAAAAGGCCGUCUUGUUGGAGCUCUUACUUUGGAUGCAGCACUUUUAACUUUAUGGUCCAUGGCUUUGUAUACAUGUUUCCAUUGGGGCAAUGGUCUCAGUGGAUUACAGCGACUUCUUUUUUAA